Molecule: messenger RNA, 2982 nt
Organism: Hypoxylon trugodes
Lineage: Eukaryota; Fungi; Ascomycota; Sordariomycetes; Xylariales; Hypoxylaceae
Exons: 2
Coding region: 496-2376 (626 amino acids)
Source: RefSeq, a predicted model, not a curated record
UAGUUUAUCAACUAACGGCAAAUAAAGGUUCAAUGUUAAGAGGUCAGGAUCCUGAAAUUCCCAGCUCUUAGGAACCGUUCUGUCAGGUACUACCUAGUACAACCUAGUGCAACCUCUAACUGGUACCACUUACACGUACCCGUCGGGUAGCUACAGACUUUUCCGGGGGUGAGCUUCAACUCAUGCCUACCUAAGGUCUUUCCUUCUUCGUUCUCCGGGUAAUGCGCACAGAACACCAACGCGGUUUCAUUUCAUCACCAAUUCUAAUACAUACAUACAUUUUUUCUGCGUCACUCCAAGAUUCUCCCCUUUUUAUCCUCUAUUAGUUCCUAGCACUUGGAACUUGUCAUUUUAUCAUUGUUAUUAUUGCUGCUGCCGUUGCUGCUUCCAUCAAUAGCUGCAAUACUUGUUCUUAAUACCAAUCAUGCCUUUCCAAAUCUAAUCCUCUUUCUUUUUCUUUUUUUCUCACCUAAGAAUGCUUACUGUCAUUCAUGAAUGAACCAAUCAAUCUGUGAUUAUUGUACGCCAACAAUGCGACACAGCACUAGUACCAGACUCGCGAGCGACGGGAACCAUUCAGACCUCCGAGCUACCGUUGACUUCGGUAGCAGGAUAGAUUACCACAACAGCCUACUCGCUCAGGCCCGACAGCAGCACGAAUCCGCGCGACCUCGAAGGCCGCACGAACCGCACCAAUGUCACUCCAGCCAGAAUCAUUCGCGCGGUUCUCUUCUACAAUGGUUGCCACUAUCUAAUACCCGGAAGACGGGAACGACAGCAAACAAUAGCAAUAAUAAUAACACCAUAAAGAGGUGUAGGACGAAGAACGAAAAGGAUCAAAGCAACGCCGAGGUCGCGCCACUACCGCCACACCCGCAUCUGACACGAAAAGAUAUUGAGGAAUUUGAGGCUCUUCCCGUAGCUAUCCGACGGAAGUACUUCUCCACCCUGGAACGUUUGCGUCUUGCCCAAACUUCUGGCAUCCUCGACACCCCGAGCGACGCCAACAGGGACGCCCGUCGACACCAUAGUAAACUUCGUGGAGCGUCUCUCAGCGCCGCCGCUCCCGGCAAGACGCUGGAUCGUCCAACUACUGCUCCCUCGGGUCGCCAUCACGCAGCCUCGGUCGACUCUGCGUUCCUCGCUAGACUUCCCGCUAAGAUUAGAGAAAAACAUCUUACUAGGGAGGAACAGCUCAUAAUUGCUAAACACUUGAGACAGAGCGUUAUCUUGGAUGCUGCCGAUGAGGCUUUCUUGAAGGCGGGCCGGUUCGCGACCAGACGUCCUUCCCCUCCUCCUCACUAUCCGCCGACUCUAUCUUCGUCACCGCGAGCCAGCAUGGAGUCAAUAUCCAGUGAUAAUGCUUCCGCCGGCGCCCCCGAUGCGCUUUACGAUAGCUUCCGAUGGUUAGACGAAGAUGACGACCUGGAUCUUCGUCUUGCUCUCGACGAUUACCAUGUAAAUUUAAAGGAAUCAGUUUCUGUGCCUCCCCAGGAUCCGAGACCCCCUUCAUUCCGGCGACAUCUAUCCUUCUCCAAGAUCCCGUUUGGUCGUCCGUCGAUCUCUUCGAGUCGGCCUGGGACAAAAGACGCCGCGCCCCCUACCGCUCAUUCAGCAUCGCCGAGCCAGUUUGCUUACCCGCAGCCGGUACGACGAAAAUCCAGAGCCUUAUCUCUUAUUACCCCAAAGCACGGUGCACACGAAUCAAUCUCUUCGAUUGACCCAGGGGCGGCUCACUAUCAAGACCCCGAGGCGCGGCUGAAAUUGCGGGUCUACCUUGCUUCACCGCAAAAAUUUGAUGAAGCAAUCGAAUUUGGCUUCCCCUCAAAUGAUCCUCCGUCAGCAAGCACAGGCAGGGAUUUAUCUAAUGCGCAGGGCUACUCGCGCUUUAUGUUUUCUCCGGAUUCGGAGAAGUUUAAGACGUUCCUCUCGGAUGAUCGGUCUUCUACCUACAGCGAAGAUGCGUCACUCCCGGAUCCUGAAUCACCUAAGACCCCAAACACGCCAGACAAACAUGCAGUAAAACCUCUGCAACGCUCUAGCACCAAUGAUUACCCGUCCAGGCUCCCGGAAGGUUAUGCACAAGUACCUGCCGCUUCUCGUGAGAUGACGCUGCGCAUGACGCUUACCAGGCCUGAUUUGAGGGCAUGCGAGGACCAAAUGUAUGGAUGGCAGAAAAAUUCACGCCAUUCGAGCAAACCAUCCCAGAUUCUAGCACUACGAGAUGACAUGCGUACGCCUUCUUCUUACGCCAGAGACGCUCCUAAAGAGAGCAUGGAUAAGAUCUUUGCAGAAAUCGAUCAGGAGCUUGGUUCCCCGGCCUCAGCAGACAAUAAUGUCAUGAAGCGCCUCUGGAAUCGAGUACGGCGAAAUUAAAUGAUACGGACACGGGCCAGCUAUAGCGAGGUUAGCUCGGCGGAAUAUUCGACUAUAAUCCUUCGCAUUAUCAGCCUGGUCCUUGAAAUGCAUCUUAGCAACAUAGCCUUCUGAUUACGGAGUCUGCUAUUUUCCGUCUCUUCUACUCUGUCCUUAUUAUCUCAGGGGUUCUCAAUACCCUUUAUUAUUUACUUCGAAAUAACGACCCUUGUGCCUUCAGAGAGUGGACGAAACGAAUGACGUCGGAUUGUGAUAAACAUCUCUAAGUUGGCGUUUAUGUAAUUGGAACCAAUCAUCAUUGCCUGGAGUUAUAAGGAGUUGGUAUAUCAGCAACUGGCGAGGUAUCCAAAAUGUUAUUUACUGUUGCAAGGCCAUUGUGUUUGCAGGCCAGCUAUGAGACAUCGAGACAUGUGCUGGGGAAGAGCAGUGGUGAAAAAAAAAAUAUCCCUUAUUAUUAUGUCCUUUUACUUUUGCUACACUACUUUCUUACUAGCCUUAAGAAAUCUUGGUCACCGCAACCAUUAGCCUAAAUGUUGAAUAUAUUAUACUAAAGCCAGGGGACCCUGUAGAUUAUAUUCCCCGAAGUCUUCUGAUUAUCGAAUUUAA